Molecule: messenger RNA, 4352 nt
Organism: Oryza sativa Japonica Group (Japanese rice)
Lineage: Eukaryota; Viridiplantae; Streptophyta; Magnoliopsida; Poales; Poaceae
Source: RefSeq, a predicted model, not a curated record
CUGACUUCUGAAUCUCUUUUAGAGAGAGAGAGAGAGAGAGAUGAGUUCUUAUUCCCUUGGCGGCAUGGAUGCUCCGGUGAGUUUCUCCCUAGGUGCCAUGGGCCCUCUCCUCAGGAAGCUCGAUUCGCUUCCGGUGGCUCCCGAAAUCCGGCUGCCUGAGCCACUGAAGGACGGAAUCGAGCUCCUCAAGGAAGAUCUAGAAGAAAUCGGUGCCGCCCUCGUGGAGCAGUCCAUGGUAGAUUCCCCAAGCCACAGGGCAAGAUACUGGAUGGAUGAGGUGCGUGACCUCUCCUACCACAUCGAGGACUGCAUCGACACCAUGUUUUCGAUGCGCUGCGGCGGCGACGACGGCAAGCCCAGAUCCGUUCGCCGCCACAAGGUUGGCCGUGUGAAGGUUGACGGUUUCUCCAAGACGCAGAAGCCGUGCACGAGGCUCGCCAGGAUCGCGGAGCUCAGGGCUCUGGUGCGGGAGGCCAGCGAGCGCCACGAAAGGUACCAGCUUGGUGACGGCCGCGCCUCGAGCUCGAGCUCGAGCUCUCACCGCGUGUUCACUGCGCACGGCCAGGUUCCUGCGCCGUGCAGAAAUCUGGUUGGCAUGGACGAACCGAAGACGAAGCUCACCAAUAUGCUCACCGACGAAGCAGAGCUGCAUAUGAAAGUGGUAUGCAUUCUUGGAUCAGCCGGUAUUGGUAAGACCACGCUUGCUGAACAAGUAUACCGUAAACUUAGAUGGCAAUUCGAUUGCCAUGCUUUUGUGCGGGCAUCACGAAAACCUGACAUGAGGAGGCUUCUUGGGGCCAUCCUCUCUCAAGUUCAGCUGCGUAUACGGAUAUCUGAUACCAGCACGGUGCAGAGCCUUAUUGAUAAUCUCUGGGAGUAUCUACAGAAAAAGAGGUAUUUUAUUGUAAUUGAUGAAUUAUAUGAAACAGCAACAUGGGAUAUCAUUACCAGUGCUUUUCCAGAGGAUAAUAAUUGCAGUAGGAUAAUGACUACGGCUGGAAUUGAAGGUGUAGCUCUCGAAUGCUGCAGUUAUCAUUCUGUCAAUAUUUUCAAGAUGAUACCUCUUGGCCUUGAUGAUUCUGCAAAAUUAUUCUUUAAUAGAGUUUUUGGAUCAGAGCAACAAUGUCCUUAUGAAUUGAAUGAAGUUUCAUAUAGGAUUACAGCAAAAUGUGGUGGAUUGCCACUAGCAGUCAUUAUUAUAGCCGGUCUUUUAGCAAGCCUGCCGUGCAAAACAGAGCUGUGGUACAAUAUAGAUGGAUGUUUAUGUUCCAGUGUGACUACAGAUAUUGAUUUGGAUGAGAUACUGAAGGAAAUCAUAAGUCUUGGCUACGACAAUCUUCCACAUUAUUUGAAGACAUGUCUGUUGUAUCUUAGUUUAUAUUCGGAGGGUUUCAUAAUUUGGACGGCUGACUUACUGAAGCAAUGGAUAUCUGAAGGUUUCAUCGCUGUAAUAGAUGGAGAAGACAUAGAGGAAGUCGCUGAGAGCUAUUUCUAUAACCUUGUUAACAGGGGAAUGAUCCAAAGUGUGAAAACUAAGUACAAUAAUCAGGUGUUGUGUACUGUGCACCACACUGUAUUUGAUCUUAUUAUUCACAAGUCCAAAGAAGAGAAAUUUAUCUCCGCAAUAGAUUACUCUCAAACUAUGCCAGGAAAUUCUUUAGAGGCUCGUCGAUUGUCAUUCCACUUUAGCAAUACCAGAUAUGCAACUGAAGUUGCAGGUAUUACACUGUCACAAGUUCGUUCGUUUGCCUUUCUUGGACUUCUGAAGUGUAUGCCUUCUAUUAUGGAAUUUAAGCUUCUUCGGGUUCUAAUUCUUGAAUUUUGGGGAGAUAACCAUGGAUGCAUGAGUUUUAACGUUGCAAGAAUUUGUAGAUUGUUUCAGCUUAGAUAUUUGAAGAUCUCAAGCCAAAUAAUAAUAGAAUUACCAGCCCAGAUCCGGGGGCUAAAAUACUUGGAAACACUUGAAAUAGAUGCAAGAGUAACUGCGAUUCCAUCUGAUAUUAUUCAUCUCCGAAGUUUGUUGCAUCUAUAUUUUCAAGAUGGGAUCGUUCUACCUGAUGGCAUUGGCUGCAUCAGAUCUUUGCGUACACUUAAGUAUUUUGAUCUUGGAAGUAACUCUGAAGAGAAUAUACGGAGUCUUGGUCAGCUGACGAACUUACGGGAUCUUCAUCUCACUUGUUCUGCACCAAAAUCUAAUCAGCAGGCAAAGAGAAACCUCGUAAUUCUAGCCUCUUAUACUGGGAAACUCGGUAACCUCAAAUCUGUCAAAUUUUCUCCUGGUGAUUCAGGCAUGGAUAUUUCCUUUUUGUUUUAUGGAAUUGGUAUUUCGGUUGAUCGUUCCAGAACAGCGUCCUCUCUUCCUUUCUCUGUUAGGACAUUAGAGUUGCCAUCCAUUUGCAUAUUUGCUAGACUUCCUGACUGGAUUGGUCAACUCCGUAAACUCCACACAUUGAAUCUUGCUGUUAGAGAACUGAUAGAAAAUGAUAUUGAUAGUCUUGCAGGACUGCCUGACCUCAUUGUUCUCUCAAUGCAUAUCAUGAAAGCUCCUAUGGAAAGGAUUGUCUUCAACAGAAAAGCAUUUCCAGUUCUCAAGUAUUUCAAGUUUAUAUGUGGCACACUGCGCAUGGCUUUUCAGGCAGGAGCCAUGGCCAAUCUUCACAGGCUCAAGCUAGGUUUCAAUGCCCAUAAAGGGGAGAAGUAUGACAAUAUUCUUGUAGGCAUUGAGCACCUAUUAAACCUCAAGAAGAUUGCUGUUCGAAUUGGAGGAGCUGCUGAAGCCAAGGAGUCUGACAGGAUGGCUGCAGAGGCUGCGUUGAAAGAAGCCAUUAGAAAGCAUCUAAUGUUUCUUGAUGAUCUCGACAUAGCAAGGGUAGAAUGUGUUAAGGAAGAGUAUAAGUGUAUUAAGAAAAAACACAAGAUCAAGAUUGAAGAUUCAAUUAGCGAAAAAAAUGGGGACUCAAAAAAGCAGCAUUCUGUCGAAAAGAAAGCAGUGUGGGGCAAAACUAUGAAGAAUAUUGCUGAUAGUGGCGUGUUUCCUGAAGAUUAUACUAUGUCAAGGGAGCAACGGGUCGCAGAAGGCUUCGUAGUGGGCAUUGAAAAGUGCAGGGCAGAGGAUGCGGCCGAGCGAAUAAUCAGGAAUGUGCCUGUGGACUAUGAUGGGCUUGGCCAGGUGAGCACAUCCAAGAUACAGGACCACUUGCCUGAACUUGCUCCUCGUGCUGUGCAAAACGAGAAGUUCGGCUCUUCAAAUGAUCUUAGCAUAAUGAUACAAAUCAACAAGUAUGCUCGUCUGCCAUCUUAUGAGUGGAGGGACACUGAUAUAUCCAAACUGAAUUUCCGGCUUCUCCGCGCCCCGAUGUUACUUGAAGCUGUAACGGCCCGUUGUCACUUGUUGGACUUAAUCCUCAUUGGUUCAAACAACAUUACUGUUCUUGACCUUGGACGUCCCACAAUCACCAAACUGCCGGCAUCUAUAGAAUGUCUACCUAAUUUACGGUACUUGAGGUUGCAGGGCACGCAACUGAAGUCGCUGUCGGAGGUUAUUGUGAAGAUGCCCACCAUCAGGGGGUUGGACAUCAAGAAUACCAAGACAGAGGAGCUACCACAAGGCAUUUUGAGGAUGAAGAAGUUGAGUCACCUGAGUAUGGGGGAGAAGCAGAAAAAUAUUCAAGUAUUCAUGGAAAAAAUGCAGACUCUGGCUGAGACCGUCCAAGACAGCGAUGACUUGUCCGACGAAACAGAGGGAAUAGCCGACGACGAAGGCGAGUUCUCUACAAGGGCCAACGCGUCAACACCGAAGGUGGAUGAGGACGAGGUGGACCGGAGGGCCAAUAACUUCAUCGCCAGGUUCAGGAAGCAGAUCACGAUCAGGAAUUCAGGAUUCGCCAAAAAGGAGAGCAGCAUCGACGAACGACUGUGGAUACGAGAUCUCGAUGAGUGCCAACUCUCCAAGAGAGGUGGACGAUUUUAAGAAGAAGUUCGACGAGAUCAUUGCCAGGAACAGGCACACAUGGAAGCCAAUCGAGUCACCGCGUUCUGUCAAGCACGGCAAGUAUUUCGUUCGCUGCCCGCCGUCGCUAAUCACCAGCGCUGUCUUUUCCUUUUUCUUUCUUUCUAUUUUUCUAGUAUGGUACUCCCUCCGUUUCAGGAUAUUGUCAGGAAACCCCUAAUCAAUCGCCUUGUGAACACUGGAUGAACUCACGCGAAAGUGGAAGAACACGUAGAACACAAUAGUGUAGACGAACAGACAACAAAAACAGAGUUUUUGGUGCUGCCUGAAUUGCUUGCAGCUUUUCGGGGUUUUUUCUCUCCUUUUAUUGUACAGAACUGAAACAUGCAAAGCUACGCCAAAA